Molecule: messenger RNA, 919 nt
Organism: Contarinia nasturtii (swede midge)
Lineage: Eukaryota; Metazoa; Arthropoda; Insecta; Diptera; Cecidomyiidae
Exons: 4
Coding region: 73-876 (267 amino acids)
Source: RefSeq, a predicted model, not a curated record
AUUCACGUAUGAAGAUUAGUCAAUAUUAUUUUACUUCACACGGCGCACAUAAUUGAACUCAAUUCAUUAAAGAUGUUACCCAAAUUCGUAUUUUUUCUGAUUUUAUUAACAAAAUUUUGUUCUUGUGAUGAUCUUUCAUAUGGAAGGGAGGAAGACAAUUUGAAACCGCUAUUUGAAAAGGUAUUGUUUAGUCAACAUCUCGACCAGCCCAAGAAUUACACAUUAAUAUUCAAGUAUAUUGCAUCGGAGUCAUCACCAAAUAUAACGUUUGCUAAGUUUGAAGUUCCCGGAACCAAAACUCAAGGAUCCAUUGAUGUAAGCAAAGAAAAGGGCAAAGAAAAAACAUUGCAAGCUCAACUCAACAUAGUGAAUGGUACUAAUAUCCAUGUUACUUGCAAAAUAUAUGGACCGAGUGUGAACUUAUUGGAUGCAGCUACACUUGGAAGAAUGUCUAGUUCGACGGAAAAUAAUCCAAAAACAGUGACUGUUAUCUAUGGUCACAACACAUCAAAGACACGUAAUCGGAAGGUGAACUUGGGGCUUCGACAAACGGGUGAUAAAUUAAUCAAUUUUCAAAGAAAAAACGUCACAUUGUCAUAUCGGUUUCCCGAGGCCGAAUUCGAAUGUAAGGACAAAAACAACUCUAUCACUUCGGUUGCCUUUUCUUUUGACUCUCCCACCGCUAUCGCCUUUAUCAAUAGUACAUAUUUGAGUGAACAUCAAGUGAAUGUCAUUGCAUAUGAUCUUAAUAACCCAUAUUUCGAAGCAAAUAUGUCUGUUUAUGGUUAUGAUUCCCGUGUUAAGCCCGACUCAUACAAACCUAUAGUUAUCAAAAGUAAGAAAAAUGGAGCCUUUCUGCAACGUCCGUAUAAUUAAAAAUAAAUAAACAUUGAAAUCUUGUAAUCAAAUCAAUUUAAAA